Wallemia mellicola CBS 633.66 is the source of this 1600-nucleotide messenger RNA. Its product is annotated as phosphotransferase KptA/Tpt1. Gene Ontology annotation, molecular function: tRNA 2'-phosphotransferase activity. Bases 81 to 722 code for a protein of 213 amino acids. NCBI's taxonomy places the organism in Eukaryota, Fungi, Basidiomycota, Wallemiomycetes, Wallemiales, Wallemiaceae. The record is from RefSeq and is a predicted model, not a curated record. Gene Ontology annotation, biological process: tRNA splicing, via endonucleolytic cleavage and ligation. The transcript is spliced from 6 exons.
CGCUCAUCUUUAUAGAUCUUUGAAAGGAAGAAUAAACGAAAUAUAGCUCAGAUAAAAAAAUUACAAAAUUGCUUGAAAGUAUGAAUAAAGAAAUUAUUCCACCAAAGUCGGCAAAGGGUAGAGUCACAGAUUCACCAGACGUUCGUUAUUCGAAAACGUUAUCAUAUAUUUUGAGACAUGGAGCAUUGAAGGAGGGUUUAUUUAUCAGAAAGGAUGGUUUUAUUAAAGUUGAUGAUCUCCUACAACGACCAAAGUUGAAAGGUCUUGACUACGAAUUAUUGCAGCAUCUGGUUAGAACGAAUGACAAGAAAAGAUACCAAUUGCUUGAUGAAGAUGGCGUAAAAUUAAUAAGAGCCGUUCAAGGUCAUACUUUGGACACCAGUGAUUUAGAGUUAACUCAAAUUCUCAAACCAUCAGAUGCUUCUAUCGCUGUACAUGGGACUAAUCCGGACGCUUGGAAUAAAAUAAAAAAUGAAGGUUUGAAAACUAUGGGAAGGCAGUAUAUUCAUUUAGCUACUGGUUUACCGGGUGAUUCAGAGGUUAUCAGUGGUAUGCGUAAACAAAGCUCUAUUUUUAUCUAUAUCAACUUAGAACAAUCAUUGGAAGAUGGUGUCAAAUUCUUCAAGUCAUUGAAUGGUGUUAUCUUAACGAAUGGUUUAGAUGGCACAUUACCGACAAAGUAUUUUGCCAAAGUACAGAACAAAGAUGGAUUAGAUAUAUAAUUUCAUCUGUUUACAAAUAGUCAAUGAGUGUUCGACAUUACGCUUGAGCCAGCAAAGGUUCUUGCUCAUUAACCAUCGGAACUGUAACUCUUCCGAAGUAAUGGUCUUUUUCCUCUUUUGCCCAAGCAAUAUUAUAUGAUGCCGACAAGCCAGGUAUAAUUUGAGAGACACAAGCUAUCAUCGAGAGGAUCAAUGCAGUGAAUGCUCUGAAGAAAGCUGAUCCUAAAUGACCUUUGAGCUUUGUGUUGGUGUAAAAUAACAUCACGCCGAUGCUGAAGAAUUCUAAAAGACCUAUGAAAUAAUUAAUGUUCCCAUACGUGUCAUCAUACUGCUUACAGUAGUAUCAAAACUGACAUUAGUUUCCAACCUUCGCGACGUCUCUUACCACCUGAGUAUACGUCAGGUUACAUAAAGUCUGAGUAAAAGGACAAACCUUUAUGGCCAAUACAGGCUAUUAAAAUUAGCGAGAACAGGCAAGGUAUAAGAAAAAUGAAAGAAGUUUGGAUAGUAUGACCACAUCGAACAGAAUGUGCCUCCUAAUUUAUUGCAAUCUUCAACCAUCGGAAACUUCUGACAAUGGCGAACAUGCGUUAUUAUACUGCAUUUCUUAUAUAAGCCUAUGAAUGUAUAACCAUCUUGAACUAUCCAUGAUGUUUUGACCAAACUCUCUAGAUUUAAUAAUGCAGAGAUGAGCAAUAGUGAAAAGCUGGAAAUGUCUUGAGUAUCAAUUCAAUCUUGAUAUGAGAGUAUUACCUCAAUAAAUAGUAAAUUACUUUCAUGAACUUUCGGUCGACUUAAUCGUUUAGCAAGAACAGCCAUACAGAAAUACAAAACACAUGUCAAGCAUUCAAGAGACUUCAGCUGAAUUUAAAUUAGCU